This is a messenger RNA of Desarmillaria tabescens, 844 nucleotides long. RefSeq lists its product as uncharacterized. The transcript has a single exon. Lineage: Eukaryota; Fungi; Basidiomycota; Agaricomycetes; Agaricales; Physalacriaceae. Bases 139 to 759 code for a protein of 206 amino acids. The record is from RefSeq and is a predicted model, not a curated record.
CGAAUCAAGAAAUGGAAGCGUUUACCAAGACCUCCAAAAUUUGCGGGAAUUCCUUGGUUUCUGAUGGAAAAGUACUGAAUGAAUAUAUAAAUAACCAGGUGGCUCUUCAAGUUCCGCAGCCCGGUGAAGCUGUGAUCGAUGCGUCAUAAAUCCAUGAUCGUUCUUUUUCCUUUCUUGUUUUUCGAACCACCAUCAUCCACUACGAAGCACAGGAGAACAUUCUUUAAUCCUUUCACACCUGUCCGCAAACUAUUCUUCAGGCUAGAUUUAUAUAGAUCCUCUUCUGUGGCUCUCGAAAAACAUCAUUCUAGAGAUGCUGACCCUGCUUUUGACAUACCGCCCGCUCAACGUGAUUUUAGGAAUCCACAUUCUACGUUAACGCCAGGAAAUAUCGCCCUACAGAACGAAGACGCCUGUGAAGAUGCUAUCGUAAUUACCACUCUUGACACCGUUCCCUUCUGCUGUCACGAAGAUCUUCUCACCACGUCGCGUCCCCAACUGGCUCAGGUUGCUACCACACUCAAUGCCAGACUUCCCCCUUUGCUUCGUAUUGAUGUAAACCUGAACCGCUCUAACAGUUUCAUCCGGAAUUCCAUCGAAGUCAUUGUGGGUUUACGCAGAGAUGCCCCUCCUGCUCCGAAAACUGUGAGAAUGCGGUCAGGUGAAUUACCAAUGGAGGACGGCGAAGAGAGAUCAGGAAACUGUAGCUGCCUGCAAGCCCAUUGGCUCGCCUCUCCGCACGAGGGACACCAAGGCUGACGAGGAAGAGAAAGAUAGACCAUCGAAGAGGCGUAGGGUAACAUAUAGCGCUACAACACCGACUCCGCUUCCUCGUGCUCUACGU